Messenger RNA from Lodderomyces elongisporus, 714 nucleotides. RefSeq names its product putative pyridoxal 5'-phosphate synthase (gene SNO1). The record is from RefSeq and is a predicted model, not a curated record. Gene Ontology annotation, molecular function: glutaminase activity. NCBI's taxonomy places the organism in Eukaryota, Fungi, Ascomycota, Pichiomycetes, Serinales, Debaryomycetaceae. The transcript has a single exon. Gene Ontology annotation, cellular component: cytosol; glutaminase complex. Gene Ontology annotation, biological process: pyridoxine metabolic process; pyridoxal 5'-phosphate biosynthetic process. The coding region runs from base 1 to 714 and encodes 237 amino acids.
AUGACUACCACAAAGAAAAAAGUUAUUGGUGUACUUGCACUUCAAGGUGCAUUCAUUGAACAUAUAGAGUACUUCAACAAGGCAAUCCAGUUAAACUCAGAUAAUUACCUCAGCUACACAUUCACCAUCAUCCCCAUAAAGACAAAGGAAGAGCUACAACAAUGUGACGCACUCGUUAUCCCCGGAGGAGAAAGCAGUUCCAUGUCAUACAUUGCCGAAAGAACAAAUUUACUUCCACAUCUCUACGCCUUUGUCGCUGAUGAAAACAAAACCGUUUGGGGAACAUGCGCCGGACUCAUAUUUUUGUCCAAACAAAUACAAAAUGGCUUGGAAAACCAGAAAUGUUUAGGUGGCUUGAGUAUAGAAACAAACAGAAACGCAUUUGGUCGCCAGUUGGACUCCUUUGUGACGAAUUUGGACUUUAGUAAAUUUAUCCCCAACUGCAAUAACUUUCCUGCAGUGUUUAUUAGAGCACCAGUGGUUACCAAAAUAUUUGCAGAAAACGAUUCCUCAGUGCUUACAAAAAUACCAAAAUCUGGAAACAACACAUCUACUAAUACCGAGAAAGUGCAAGUAUUAUACCAAUUAGAACUGGACAAAAACGAUUUGAUUGUUGCCGUACGACAAGGACGCAUACUUGGUACAUCGUUCCACCCCGAGUUGGCGGAUGACUACCGAUUCCAUCAAUGGUUUAUAGACGAAUUUGUAAUUUAA